Micromonas commoda is the source of this 852-nucleotide messenger RNA. RefSeq lists its product with no specific name. Bases 1 to 852 code for a protein of 283 amino acids. The record is from RefSeq and is a predicted model, not a curated record. The transcript is spliced from 2 exons. Lineage: Eukaryota; Viridiplantae; Chlorophyta; Mamiellophyceae; Mamiellales; Mamiellaceae.
AUGGCGUCGCCAAUUCUGCGCUUCAUCAACGCUCACCACGUGCUCAACACCAUGCUCAUCCUCGCCUAUCCCGCGUGGUUCCGCGCGUGGGCGAGGGUCACCUUCCCCGACAACCUCGACGCCCUCGAGCUCUGGGAGAAGCAGUGCGGCAUCUCGUGCGCCGUCAUCCUCCUCGUCCGAGGCCUUCGCGCCGAGUCCCUCGAUCAGUUCGUCAGCACGGUGUUCUUCUACUGCAAGGCCGUCGGCGCUCCACUCGCGUACUUCGCGGACCCGCUGGACCCCGACGGCCCGGGCGGCAGGUGCGUCGCGGUGUACCUGGCGCUCGUACUCAUCCUGCACCUGUUCGUGGGACACCCGACGCACGAUUGGUUACCCUCGAAGAUCGUCGCGCUGACGCCGCGGACCUUCGAAGACGACGUCAUGUCCGACAAGGAGUCCAAGGAGUCGGAAAAGGCGAGCGGCAAGUGGAAGAAGGUGGAGUGGCUGGUUCUCUUCUACGCCAAUCACGACGCGCGAAGCAGCCACGUGGCGCCCACGUUCGCGAAGAUUAGCGACGAGUUCGCGACGGACGGGUUGCGGUUUGGAAAGUUGGACGUCGCUCGGUGGCCGGCGACGGCGCGGCGAAUGAACAUCGACGUGGAGGCCAUCGGUCGCGACGCCGUGGUGCCCACGAUCAUGCUCAUCAGCGGCGGGGAGGAACGGCUGAGGCUGCCGGAGGUUUACGACGACGGAACGCGCGUGAAGUUUCCGGUGCAGCGCACGCGGAGGGUGGACAUCGUGAAGGGGUUCGGGCUCGAGGAGAGGCAUGCGAAGACCCGGCCGAAAGACCGAGACGCCAAGAAGAGGGACUGA